Exophiala bonariae is the source of this 1542-nucleotide messenger RNA. RefSeq lists its product as uncharacterized. Bases 1 to 1542 code for a protein of 513 amino acids. NCBI's taxonomy places the organism in Eukaryota, Fungi, Ascomycota, Eurotiomycetes, Chaetothyriales, Herpotrichiellaceae. Gene Ontology annotation, molecular function: transmembrane transporter activity. The transcript is spliced from 4 exons. The record is from RefSeq and is a predicted model, not a curated record. Gene Ontology annotation, biological process: transmembrane transport. Gene Ontology annotation, cellular component: membrane.
AUGGAUGCCGAAAACGGUGUGCAUCAGGCACAGCAUCAAGAACCAAAAACUAAAUGGGCCCGGUUCCGAGAAAUCAUCUGGGAUGGAGAGCGAGAGCCUGAAGAGCGACGACUAGUGCAGAAACUCGAUAUUUAUUUAAUGAGCUGGGCGACCUACGGCUACUUCAUCAGGUUAUUGGACUCUGGGAACAUCAUUAAUGCCUACGUCUCCGGAAUGAAAGAAGAUUUGAACUUUCAUGGCAAUCAGUACAAUUUGCUGGCUACUUUCUUUACAUGCGGAUAUCUGGUCGGCCAGAUCCCUUCGCAGCUGCUCCUCACCAGAUUCCGUGCCUCGUGGUAUCUCCCAACAGCUGAACUCUGUUGGUCGAUUAUCACAUUUGGCUUUGCAGGAGUGCAGAAUGUAAGGACGGUCUUUGCACUCAGAUUCGUAAUAGGAAUGCUUGAAAGUCCAUUCGCCGUCGGCGUUAUCACAGUCAUGGGUGGUUACUACACGAAAAGAGAGCUUGCUAAACGCAUCGCAAUCUUUUAUUCCGCAAGCUAUGCAGCUUCCAUGUUCAGUGGCUAUCUUCAGGCUGGGAUAUAUAGGGGGCUGGACGGCAGACUUGGCCUCGCAGGUUGGAGGUGGCUGUUCAUCUUCUGCGGCAUCAUAUCACUCCCAGGCGCUUUCUGGGGCUACUACGCCGUCCCAGAUAACCCGUACAACUCCAAGGCACGAUGGAUGAAGCCGGAAGAAAAGCAGGCGUACAUCGCUCGCAUGGAGGUUGUUGACCGUCGAAGGCCUGUCCCGCUGUCAUGGGCGAAAAUCCGCAAGAUUUUGUCAGGUUGGAGGCUUUAUGUGAUGGUUUUGACCUUGAUAUGCCAUUGCGUCGUGACUCAGCCUCUAAACUAUUUUUCUGUGUGGCUGAAGUCAUUGAAUCGCUUCUCGGUAUAUCAAAUCAAUCUCUUCCCAACCGCAGCACAGGCACUGGGUUUAGUCACGACAUUAACUUACUCGUGGAUCUCAGACGCUCUAGGUGGGAAGAGGUGGCAGCUGUUGAUCGUGCCAGCUGUCUUCAACUUUGUGGGUAUGGUCAUCGUUGCUUCAUAUCCGAACUACGGGGCAGUGUUCUUUGGAUAUCUGAUCAAUGCUGCUUCCUGGGGUUUUUGGCCAGUGCUCUAUGCAUGGGCCAACGAGUUUUGCCAUGAUGACGCAGAGGAACGUGCCAUCGUGAUAGGCGUUGCCCAAACUUUUGGUCAAGCCUUCAUCGCUUGGGUGCCAGUCUUAGUCUUGAAUGUCGGGAAAUACGCUCCUCGUUUUCAUCUAGGCUUCAGCGUCAUGAGUGGUGUCAGUGUUCUGCAGUUUGCCAUGAUCUUCGUCCUCAGGUUCUUUGUGAAACGACAGACGGCACAAGAAGAGUUGCAAAAACAACAGGCAGUUGACUCAGCUAUCGAUGGCGACUCCGAUGGUAUAUAUAAUAAGAGAUCAGAUGCCAGCAACAGGGGUGAUGGUGUUGAGUCACUGAAGGACCCUGCCCAUGUCACUGAGGUUCGUGACAAGUAUUGA